UAAUCAUCCAAUAGUCAGAUCUUGCUUUUUGGAUAGACAAAACGAAGGCCUUGCUGAUAGUCAGUGUUUCCCAAUCUGGCGAGAGCACCCACACAUGUGGUCCUGAAAAUUUUUCUUCCCCAAAAAGCUGAAAGGACGAAUCGAGAUUUGACGAGGAAAGACACAAUCAAAAGACUACUUUGAAAGAGCACUUUGAAAGAGUCUACAGCCACAACAAAACAGCUUUCGAUGUCGCAGCCUACAGAAAUCAACUUGGGAGUUACUGCUGAUUUACAUGUCCAUUUGCGUGAUGGCGAGAUGAUGGAGUUGAUUACUCCCACUGUCAGAGAAGGUGGAGUCUCCAUUGCCUAUGUGAUGCCCAAUUUAGUUCCCCCAAUCACAAAGAUCGAUCAGGUUAUCCGAUAUAAGAAAAAUCUAGAAUUAUUAGCACCAAAGACUACUUUUUUAAUGACCUUUUAUCUAUCAAGAGAUUUGACCCCUGAACUAGUUGAAAAAGCUGCAAUUUUAAAAGUCAUUAAAGGUAUAAAAUGUUAUCCUGCUGGUGUUACAACGAAUUCAAGUGCUGGUGUAGAUCCAAAUGAUUUUUCUGACUUUUACCCAAUUUUUAAAAUCAUGGAAAAGUACAAUCUAAUCUUGAAUUUGCAUGGCGAAAAGCCCUCAACUAAUCAUGAUGACAUUCACCAUAAUAAUAGCCAUGAUGAUAAUGAGCAUAUUCAUAUUUUAAAUGCCGAAGAAUCUUUCUUACCUGCUUUAUUCAAAUUACAUCAGGAUUUUCCAAAUUUAAAAAUUGUCCUUGAACACUGUACUACAAAGGCUGCAAUCAAUGCAAUUGAAAAAAUCAAUUCCAAAAAUGUUGCCGCAACAAUUACUGCCCACCAUUUAUACUUGACAAUUGAUAAUUGGUCAGGAAAUCCUGUUAAUUUUUGCAAACCUGUUGCAAAAUUGCCUUCUGAUAAAUCAGCCCUAAUCAAUGCUGCCAUUUCAGGUAAACCUUUUUUCUUUUUCGGUUCUGAUUCUGCUCCUCAUCCAUUAUCAAAAAAAUCUACUCAUGUCAACGUUUGUGCUGGUGUUUAUACUCAAAAUAAUGCUAUAAGUUAUUUGGCUGAAAUUUUUCAAAAUUUUGAUGCUUUAGAUAAAUUGAAAAACUUUGUUAAUGAUUUUGGCAAAAACUUCUAUAAUAUUAAUGACAGUGACGAAAUUAUUAAAUCUAAGGAUACCGUUAUCUUAUAUCAAGAAAAGAAUCAAGUUCCACAGCUAAUUAAAAAUGAUUUAAUUGGCGAUGAAAGUUUGGUCGUCGCACCAUUUAAAGCCGGUGAAGAAUUGAACUGGAACGUUAAAUGGAGAGCAAGCUAAUCAAUUAUCUAUUCAUAUUCAUAUUCAUGUCCAUUUCCAUAUUCACAUUAGCUCUUUUUCUUGUUUUAUUAUAAUCUUUUUUUUCCUUAUAUAUUCUCAAUAUUACAAAACUUCAUCUA
Molecule: messenger RNA, 1472 nt
Organism: Ascoidea rubescens DSM 1968
Lineage: Eukaryota; Fungi; Ascomycota; Saccharomycetes; Ascoideales; Ascoideaceae
Gene: URA4
Product: dihydroorotase
Exons: 1
Coding region: 229-1353 (374 amino acids)
Biological process (GO): pyrimidine nucleotide biosynthetic process; 'de novo' pyrimidine nucleobase biosynthetic process
Cellular component (GO): cytoplasm
Molecular function (GO): dihydroorotase activity
Source: RefSeq, a predicted model, not a curated record